This is a messenger RNA of Metarhizium robertsii ARSEF 23, 2175 nucleotides long. Its product is annotated as catalase A. Gene Ontology annotation, molecular function: heme binding; catalase activity. The record is from RefSeq and is a predicted model, not a curated record. Bases 1 to 2175 code for a protein of 724 amino acids. Gene Ontology annotation, biological process: hydrogen peroxide catabolic process; response to oxidative stress. NCBI's taxonomy places the organism in Eukaryota, Fungi, Ascomycota, Sordariomycetes, Hypocreales, Clavicipitaceae. The transcript has 2 exons. Gene Ontology annotation, cellular component: cytosol.
AUGACGACCAAGACAGCCAAGGCGGACCAGCUCGAGGCCUCGGUGGUAGAGCCCACGCCCAAGGACAGAAUCACGGCAGACUUUGGGACCAAGCAGUCCAACACGGACGACUGGUUGCGCGUGCGCAGUGACAAGACGACGGGUCCCAUGCUCCUCGAGGACGCCUUUGCUCGAGAAAAGAUACACCGCUUCGACCAUGAGAGAAUUCCAGAACGUGUCGUGCACGCCCGCGGCGCCGGCGCCUUUGGCACCUUUCGUCUCCUCGAGUCCGCCGAGGACGUCACCCACGCGGGCGUCUUGACGGACACGUCUCGGGAAACGCCCGUCUUCGUCCGCUUCUCCACGGUCCUCGGCAGCCGCGGCUCCGCCGACACGGUCCGCGACGUGCGCGGGUUCGCCGUCAAAAUGUACACGCAAGAGGGCAACUGGGACAUUGUCGGCAACAACAUGCCCGUCUUCUUCAUCCAAGACGCCAUCAAGUUCCCGGACCUCAUCCACGCGGCCAAGCCCGAGCCGCACUGCGAGAUCCCGCAGGCGCAGUCGGCGCACAACAACUUCUGGGACUUCAUGUACAUGCACCCCGAGGCGACGCACAUGUACAUGUGGACCAUGUCGGACCGGGCGAUUCCUCGGUCCUUCCGGAUGAUGCAGGGCUUCGGCGUCAACACGUUUACGCUCCAAAACGCCCGCGGCGAGCGGCACCUCGUCAAGUUCCACUGGACGCCCGAGCUGGGCGUCCACUCGCUCGUCUGGGACGAGGCCCUCAAGAUUGCCGGCCAGGACCCCGACUUUCACCGCAAGGACCUCGCCGAGGCCAUCGACGCCGGCGUCUACCCCAGGUGGAAGUUUGGCAUCCAGGUCAUCCCCGAUGCCAAGGCGGACGACUUUGACUUUGACGUCCUCGACGCCACCAAGGUCUGGCCGCAGGAGCUCGUGCCCGUCCGCUACAUCGGCGAGCUGGAGCUCAACCGCAACGUGGACGAGUUCUUCACCGAGACGGAGCAGGCGGCCUUUUGCACGAGCCACGUCGUGCCGGGCGUCGGCUUCUCCGACGACCCCCUCCUGCAGGGCCGCAACUUCUCCUACUUUGACACGCAGGUCAGCCGGCUCGGCGUCAACUGGGAGGAGCUGCCGGUCAACAGGCCCGUCUGCCCCGUCAUGAACUUCAACCGCGACGGCGCCAUGCGGCACACGAUUGCCCGCGGCAAGGUCAACUACUGGCCGAACCGGUUCGAGGCGCAGCCGCCGGCGUCCCGCGAAGAAGGCGGCUACGUCGACCACCCGCAGGAGGUUAGGGGCGUCAAGAUGCGAGCCAAGAGCGACAAGUUCAGGGACCACGUCUCGCAGGCGCAGCUCUUCUACAACUCCAUGUCGGACAUUGAAAAGAGGCACAUCGCGGCCGCACUCUCCUUUGAGCUAGACCACUGCGAGGAGCCCAUUGUCUACGAGCGCCUGACACAGCGUCUCGCCGAUAUUGACAUGGGCCUGGCGCGGGCCGUGGCCGCCAUGGUCGGCGGUCCCAGCCCGGCCCCGUCCCCCGGGCAGAACCACGGCAAGACGGCCGCCGGACUGAGCCAGCUCGAAUACGUCCCCGAACGGGUGACGGUUGCCUCGCGCAAGGUCGCUGUCCUCGUCGCCGACGGCUACGACGCCAUCUCCUACGGCGCCGUCGUGGCCGCCCUCAAAGCCGCGCGCGCAAUUCCCGUUGUUCUCGGCCCACGGCGCUCGCCUGUCUUUGCCGCCGGCGAGGACAGCCAGUCGGCCAGGGGCCUCGUUCCGGACCACCACUUUGAAGGGCAGCGGAGCACGCUGUUUGACGCCGUCUUCAUCCCUGGCGGGGAGGCGUCUGUCGAUGCGCUGGCCAAAAUGGGCCGAGUCACGCACUACGUGCGCGAGGCGUUUGGCCACCUCAAGACUGUUGCUGCGACGGGCGAGGCCGUAGACCUUGUCAGGAAGGCCGUGUCGCUGGAUGGUGUGCGGUUCUCCGGGGAUGGCGAUGCGGUGCUGAGCUAUGGUGUCGUCACGCUGAGGGAUCCCAAGCCCGAGAGCUUGAAGGAGGUUGUGCAGGCGACCAAGGGUGCGAAGCACUUUUUGGACCAGCUCUUCUGGUCGAUGAGCCAGCAUCGAUGCUGGGACCGGGAGUUGGACGGGCUGGCUGCCCAGGUUGCGUAUUAG